Phaeoacremonium minimum UCRPA7 is the source of this 2256-nucleotide messenger RNA. RefSeq names its product putative trna ligase protein. The coding region runs from base 1 to 2256 and encodes 751 amino acids. The transcript has a single exon. Gene Ontology annotation, molecular function: ATP binding; RNA ligase (ATP) activity. Gene Ontology annotation, cellular component: nuclear inner membrane. The record is from RefSeq and is a predicted model, not a curated record. NCBI's taxonomy places the organism in Eukaryota, Fungi, Ascomycota, Sordariomycetes, Togniniales, Togniniaceae. Gene Ontology annotation, biological process: tRNA splicing, via endonucleolytic cleavage and ligation.
AUGACAAACGACCCAGAGACCCUAACGCAACGUAUCACACCUGCUAUCAUGGCGCAGAUUCCGGUUGAGACAGGGGCGACAACAGCCAAAGAGCUACCAGCUCCUUAUGUCCCUCAGGAUCACGACGCGGUUGCAAGCCUUGUCCGAGCCCUGGAAGAGAGUACCAAGUCUAAGCGCAAGAAUGGAUUCAGUGUCAAGAAGACACGCUUCGACGUGUCGAACUCUGCUGACGGAAUCAUCGUCGACUCUUGGAGAUUUCAGGAUUGGGACUACAAGAAGCGGGAUCUGCCGACCUAUGCACGAGGGUUGUUCACCACCCGUAGUCGGAAAGGUGUACCAGAAAUUGCUGUCCGGGGCUACGACAAGUUCUUCAAUGUGGGCGAGGUCCAUGAGACUCAGUGGAAUAACAUCAUGAAGCAAACGGCUCCACCUUACGAGCUGACGUUGAAGGAGAAUGGCUGCAUCAUUUUUGUCAGCGGCCUGGAGGAUGAUACACUUCUGGUUUGCAGUAAGCAUUCCACGGGAGACCGCACCGAUAUCGAUGUCAGUCACGCUAGCGCAGGUGAGCGAAGCCUAGAGAGACAGCUUCAAGCCAUUGGACGAACGAAGCAGGAUCUGGCACGAGAGCUGCGUCAGAGAAAUAUCACAGCGGUCGCUGAGCUGUGCGACGACGCUUUCGAGGAGCACAUUCUGGCUUACGGACCCGAGAAGGCGGGUCUUUAUCUACAUGGACUGAACCUCAACGUGCCAGAAUUCAUGACGUAUCCCAGCACACAUGUCCAGCAGUUUGCCGAUGACUGGGGCUUCAAAAAGGUUGGCCUCAUCACCAUGGAAAGCAUUGACGAGGUCAAGAAGUUUCUGGAGGAGGUCGCCGAGACUGGAGCGCACGAAGGACGCGACGUUGAAGGCUUUGUUAUUCGGUGCAAGCGAUCCUAUAAUCCUGACAAGGCUCCCUUCCAAGACUGGUUCUUCAAAUUCAAAUUCGAGGAGCCUUAUCUCAUGUAUCGUCAAUGGCGUGAGUGCACAAAGGCGCUCAUAUCUGGGAAGCCACCAAGAUACAAGAAACAUGCGAAGAUCACCGAGGAAUAUCUCUUGUAUGCGCGUAAACGACUUGCGGCAGACCCGAAACUUGGAAAGCUUUAUAAUCAGAACCAUGGUAUCAUCGCCCUACGAGACGACUUCCUUGCCUUCAAGAAUCUGAAGGGUUCCGAUGCAGCAGCAUUUGAGGAGAUCUACGGGACUGGUGGCAAGUCAGAAGUUACCCGCGACAUUAUAUUAGUGCCGAUAGCGACCAUAGGUUGCGGCAAGACCACGAUUGGACUUGCCCUUACGAAGCUCUUCAACUUCGGCCACGUUCAGAACGACAACAUCACGGGGUCAAAACGACCACCUCGGUUCACAAAGAUGGUUCUUGAUCAGUUAGAGGACCAUGUUGCGGUGUUUGCCGAUCGGAAUAACGCACAAAGACACGAGAGGAAGCAGAUAUUGACUGAUGUCAAGAUGCAGCAUCAUAAUGCGCGACUUGUAGCGCUCAAUUUCGUUCAUGGCGACAUCGAGAGAAUUCGUGAGGUGACGAGAGAGAGAGUCCUCGCUCGCGGGGAUAAUCAUCAAACUAUUCAAGCUGCAUCUGACCAGGGUAAGGUGGUAGGUAUCAUGGAAGGUUUUCUCAACCGUUUUGAAGAAUGUGAUCCCGAGCGAGCACCAGAUGAUGGCUUCGAUUCCAUCAUAGACCUAGAUCCGACCUCUAGCAGCAGAGAGAAUCUUGGAGUUGUCGUCAAAGAAUUGAGGAGACUCUAUCCGAACCUGGCCGAGGCGGUGCCGACAUCAGAAGAGCUAGAUGCAGCCAUCCAGGCUGCCUUUGAUGACUAUAACCCAGACUUACGACAUACCAUUCCAGACCGUGGUGGACGCAAGAAUGACCGAAAUCAGAAUCAGCAAGCCGCCCAGAAACCACAGAAGAAGAAACCUCUUGAGUACAUGUCUAUAGACAUACCUGCGAAAGAUAUCAAUGCGUUGCUCGAAAAGACUUUUGCAAACGUAACCUCAGAACGCAGCAAGUUCUAUAAGCAGCUGAAGCAGACUCGGCGAGUCCAGCCGAAAUUCCAUGUCACCUUGAUGCAUCGUGCCACCGCCAAGGAGCAUCCGGAGCUAUGGGAGCGAUAUACUCGACUACACGCAGAGGCAGAGGCCAAGAACCCUCUAGACGGGAAACUGGGCGAGUGUGAGGUUCUGUUGGAACGGGUACAUACCUCUUGA